Molecule: messenger RNA, 3393 nt
Organism: Capra hircus (goat)
Lineage: Eukaryota; Metazoa; Chordata; Mammalia; Artiodactyla; Bovidae
Gene: XPC
Product: XPC complex subunit, DNA damage recognition and repair factor
Biological process (GO): nucleotide-excision repair; mismatch repair
Cellular component (GO): XPC complex; nucleotide-excision repair factor 2 complex; cytoplasm
Molecular function (GO): single-stranded DNA binding; damaged DNA binding
Source: RefSeq, a predicted model, not a curated record
AGCUCGCGGGCAGCGUCCAGCGCCGGCGCAGUGCGUCCCGUGCCAGGCGAGUCUUGCCCGGGCAGAGAUGGCUCGGAAACGCGCGGCUGGCCGGGGCCCCCGCGGACAGACGGCCAAGGGCGAAACCAAAGCCCGGCGCAAGGAGGAGGAGGCGGACGUCGUCAAAGAUGAGAAACCACGGAAGAAGAGCCCUCCCACAAAAGUUGCCCGAGGAAAGAGGAAGAGAGGCUGCGGUGAUGCUGGGAGCUCAGCAGACGGUCCAGUGACAAGGAAGGCGGCCAAGGUUUCAGUGAAAUCUGAAGAGCCCCAGGCUGUAAAGGAUGAAGCCCUCAGCGAAGGGGAAGAUUUCAGGGGCUUGCCGAGCGCCCGCAGGAAGGGCCAGCCCCCGGAGCGAGAGGCCGCUGCGGACAAAGGCAGCUGCAAGGGGGACGAUGAGGAAGACAGCGAGGAGGACUGGGAAGAGGUGGAAGAAGUUAGUGAGCCCGUGCCGGGUGCCGUGGGGGAAAGCGCAGCCUUCUCUGCAUCUGCUCUGCCCGUGAAGCCAGUGGAGAUAGAGAUUGAGACACCGGAGCAGGUGAAGGCCAGAGAAAGAAGUGAAAAGAUCAAAAUGGAGUUUGAGACGUAUCUUCGGAGGAUGAUGAAACGUUUCAGUAAGGAGGUUCAUGAGGACACGCACAAGGUUCACCUGCUGUGUCUGCUGGCAAACGGCUUCUACCGAAACAGCAUCUGCAACCAGCCAGACCUGCAAGCCAUUGGCCUCUCCAUCAUCCCAACGCGCUUCACCAGAGUGCCACCCCGAGACGUGGACGUCUCCUACCUGUCCAACCUGGUGAAAUGGUUCAUCGGGACAUUCACAGUGAAUGCGGAGCUCUCGACCAACGACCAGGACGGCCUGCAGACGACGCUGGAGCGGAGGUUCGCCGUUUACUCGGCAAGAGACGAGGAGCUGGUCCAUAUAUUUUUGCUGCUUCUCCGGGCCCUGCAUCUCCCUACCCGCCUCGUACUGUCUCUGCAGCCAAUUCCUCUGAAGUUAUCAGCAGCGAAGGGAAAGAAACCUUCCAAGGAAAGAUCCACAGAGGCGCCUGGGGGCUCCUCAGAAGACUCCAGCCACGCUCCGGGAAAGCCCAGCAAAGGAAGCCGAGGAGACGACGCGUCUUCUGGGGGCGCUGGUGGGGCCCGUGCCAGAGGGAAGGGGGGCAAGGCGGCCGAAGGCAGGAGGCCACGGGGGGAGUCCCCGUCCAGCGGGGAGGAUGCGGGCCAGGCUCGGGGACAGAGACGGGGGACCCAGAGGCGAGUGCAGUCCCGGAGGCGGCAGGCGGCUGCCAGGGUGUCUUACAAGGAGGAGAGCGGGAGCGGCGCAGCCAGCAGCGGCUCUGACUUUGAGCCUUCCAGCGAGGACAGCUGCCGCCCGUCCGAUGAGGAUUCCGAGCCCAGCUUGCCCAGGCGGCGGAGUGCCCCCGCCCCUCAGAGAAUGAAGGCGGGGUCCAAGAGCAGGUCCAAGUCCCAGCAUGGAAGCCGCCAUCCGCCCCCUGGCUUCGCAGAAGCAUCGGCCAGCGCUGCGGGCAGUAAGCUGGAGAGGGGCAAGAAACCGUCGGGGGCCGGUGGGAAGGCAGGCAGCGGGCAGGGGGCUCCCGGCGUGGACCAGUGGCUGGAGGUGUUCUCAGAGCGCGAGGAGAAGUGGGUGUGUGUGGACUGUGUGCACGGCGUGGUGGGCCAGCCCCUGACCUGCUACCAGUAUGCCACCAAGCCCGUGACCUACAUCGUGGGCAUCGACGGCACCGGCUGUGUGCGUGACGUCACGCAGAGGUACGACCCCGCCUGGCUGACGGCGACUCGCAAGAGCCGCGUGGACGCUGCCUGGUGGGCAGAGACCCUGCGCCCCUACCGGAGCCCGCUGGUGGACAGGGAGCAGCGGGAGGACCAGGAGUUUCAGGCGAAGCACCUGGACCAGCCUCUGCCCACCGUCAUCGGCACGUAUAAGAACCACCCUCUCUACGCCCUUAAGAGGCACCUCCUCAAGUUCGAGGCCAUCUACCCUGAGACGGCCGCUAUCCUCGGGUACUGCCGCGGGGAGGCCGUCUACUCCAGGGACUGCGUUCACACCCUGCACUCCAGGGACACGUGGCUGAAACAAGCGCGUGUGGUGCGGCUUGGGGAAGUGCCAUACAAGAUGGUGAAAGGCUACUCCAACCGUGCCCGGAGAGCCCGCCAGGCCGAGCCACAGCUGCAUGACUACAACGACCUGGGCCUGUUUGGCAGAUGGCAGACCGAGGAGUACCAGCCGCCGGUGGCCGUGGAUGGGAAGGUGCCCCGGAACGAGUUUGGGAACGUGUACCUCUUCCUGCCCAGCAUGAUGCCCAUUGGCUGCGUCCAGCUGAACUUGCCCAACCUGCACCGCGUCGCCCGCAAGCUGAACAUUGACUGUGCGCAGGCCGUCACCGGCUUCGACUUCCACAAAGGCUACUGCCAUCCCAUAACCGACGGCUACGUGGUCUGCGAGGAGUACAGAGACGUGCUCCUGACCGCCUGGGAGAACGAGCAGGCGCUCAUAGAGAAGAAGGAGAAGGAGAAGAGGGAGAAGCGGGCUCUGGGGAACUGGAAGCUGCUUGUCAAAGGGCUGCUGAUCCGGGAGCGGCUGAAGCUUCGCUACGGGGCCCAGAGUGAGGCGGCUGCUCCCCACACGGAUGCGGGAGGCGGGCUCUCAUCAGACGAGGAGGAGGGGACCAGCUCUCAAGCGGAAGCGGCCAGGAUCCUGGCGGCCUCCUGGCCCCAAAACCGAGAGGCCGAGAAGCCAAAGUGCCCCAGGAAGACCAGGAGGGAGAAGAAGGAAGCGGCUGCCCAGCUGUUCCCGUUUGAGAAGCUGUGACGCGGGCAGUCACCUCCUGGGCGGCUCGGCUCUGCCCCAGACCCUGCUCCCGGGCAGAGUCCCGACCGCGUCGCACAGCCGCUGCAGACGGCUCAGGCGCGGCCUCGGGGCCCCUGUGGUUCCCAGGCAGCUCCCUGCCGCCUCGUGCAGGCAGAGCGGGUCAGCGCGGGCUCCCUCAGGCGAUUCUGCUGCGUGCUUUGCCAGGAACACUUCAGGGCAGCAGCGGACUAGAACAAAGAGCUACAAUGAGGAAAAACAGCGAGACUACACGUCACCAAGAGGCUUCCCAGGCGGCACUGGUGGCAGAGAACCCGCCUGCCAGCGCAGAGACGAAAGAGACGGUGUUUGAUCCUCAGGUCAAGAUCCCCGGAGGAGGGCGUGACUUAAAAGUUGGGAAGAAUGGAUCAGUGUUUAACUCGAUUCUACUCAUUAUUGGAUACAUGUAUAAAGCCCUAAACACUGUAGAUAUUUAGGAGAAAUAACUUUUAUAACAUUUUGAGAAAAAAAUAAAGCAUUUAUCUAAAAAG